Felis catus (domestic cat) is the source of this 2536-nucleotide messenger RNA. RefSeq names its product cytochrome p450 oxidoreductase (gene POR). The record is from RefSeq and is a predicted model, not a curated record. The transcript is spliced from 15 exons. Bases 295 to 2196 code for a protein of 633 amino acids. Gene Ontology annotation, molecular function: flavin adenine dinucleotide binding; NADPH-hemoprotein reductase activity; FMN binding. Gene Ontology annotation, biological process: response to hormone. NCBI's taxonomy places the organism in Eukaryota, Metazoa, Chordata, Mammalia, Carnivora, Felidae. Gene Ontology annotation, cellular component: cytosol.
GGUCCAUACAGAAGGAGGAGGGGUGUACGCCCAAACGCAGGGGAUCACGGGAGGUCUCAGGCUGGAGUCCCAAGCCCUGCCUGCGCCCGUGGGGACAGACGUAGGCAGGGGGCUCAGCAGACACUUCGAGAGGGCUGGGGAGAACUUUUAGAGACCCGGGCCAGGCUGCCGGCCCCGCCAGCACUGCGGAGAGAUGGACAGAGCCCGACUUCCUAGCCCCAGGCUCCCUGCCUGUUUCCCGGAGACAGCCGGAAGCUGCCUCUUCCCUUAAGUCCCGGGGUCGGGAGAGAAACCAUGGGGUGCACGUACUCCUCUCCGCGGGACGAGCCAACCUUGAGAACCUCCUCUGUCAAAGACAGCAGCUUUGUGGAAAAGAUGAAGAAGACGGGCAGGAACAUCAUCGUGUUCUACGGCUCCCAGACGGGGACGGCGGAAGAGUUUGCCAACCGCUUGUCCAAGGACGCGCACCGCUACGGGAUGCGGGGCAUGGCUGCAGACCCUGAGGAGUAUGACUUGGCCGACCUGGGCAGCCUGCCGGAGAUCGAGAACUCCCUGGCGGUGUUCUGCAUGGCCACCUAUGGUGAGGGGGACCCCACGGACAACGCACAGGACUUCUACGACUGGCUCCAGGAGACGGAUAUGGACCUCUCCGGAGUCAAGUAUGCGGUGUUUGGUCUCGGGAACAAGACCUACGAGCACUUCAAUGCCAUGGGCAAGUAUGUGGACAAGCGGCUGGAGCAGCUCGGCGCCCAGCGGAUCUUCGAGCUGGGGAUGGGCGAUGACGAUGGGAACCUGGAGGAGGACUUCAUCACGUGGCGAGAGCAGUUCUGGCCGGCCGUGUGCGAACACUUUGGGGUGGAAGCCACCGGAGAGGAGUCCAGCAUUCGCCAGUACGAGCUCGUGGUCCACACAGACAUAGACGUGGCCAAGGUGUACAUGGGAGAGAUGGGCCGACUGAAGAGCUACGAGAACCAGAAACCCCCCUUUGAUGCCAAGAAUCCGUUCUUGGCUGAGGUCACCACCAACCGGAAGCUGAACCAGGGAACUGAGCGACACCUCAUGCACCUGGAAUUAGACAUCUCAGACUCCAAACUCAGGUAUGAAUCUGGGGACCAUGUGGCCGUUUACCCAGCCAAUGACUCUGCCCUGGUCAGCCAGCUCGGCAAGAUCUUGGGUGCUGACCUGGACGUCAUCAUGUCCCUGAACAAUCUGGACGAGGAGUCCAACAAGAAGCACCCCUUCCCCUGCCCCACCUCGUACCGCACGGCCCUCACCUACUACCUGGACAUCACCAACCCGCCACGCACCAAUGUGCUCUACGAGCUGGCACAGUACGCCUCGGAGCCCUCUGAGCAGGAGCACUUGCGCAAGAUGGCGUCCUCCUCGGGCGAGGGCAAGGAGCUGUACCUGAGCUGGGUGGUGGAGGCUCGGCGGCACAUCCUGGCCAUCCUGCAGGAUUACCCGUCCCUGCGGCCCCCCAUCGACCACCUGUGUGAGCUGCUGCCUCGUCUCCAGGCCCGCUACUACUCCAUCGCCUCAUCCUCCAAGGUCCACCCCAACUCUGUGCACAUCUGUGCCGUGGCGGUAGAGUACGAGACCAAGUCUGGCCGCAUCAACAAGGGGGUGGCCACCAGCUGGCUACGGGCCAAGGAGCCUGCAGGGGAGAACGGCCGCCGGGCCCUGGUGCCCAUGUUUGUGCGCAAGUCCCAGUUCCGCCUGCCCUUCAAGGCCACCACCCCUGUCAUCAUGGUGGGCCCUGGCACAGGGGUGGCACCCUUCAUAGGCUUCAUCCAGGAGCGGGCCUGGCUGCGGCAGCAGGGCAAGGAUGUGGGGGAGACGCUGCUCUACUACGGCUGCCGCCGGUCUGACGAGGACUAUCUGUACCGCGAAGAGCUGACUCAGUUCCACAAGGACGGCUCCCUCACCCAGCUCAACGUGGCCUUCUCUCGGGAGCAGCCCCACAAGGUCUACGUGCAGCACUUACUGAAGAGGGACAAGGAGCACCUGUGGAAGCUGAUCCACGAGGGGGGCGCCCACAUCUACGUCUGCGGGGAUGCUCGGAACAUGGCAAGGGAUGUGCAGAACACCUUCUACGACAUUGUGGCCGAGGUGGGGGCCAUGGAGCACGCCCAGGCCGUGGACUACAUCAAGAAGCUGAUGACCAAGGGCCGCUACUCCCUGGACGUGUGGAGCUAGGGGCAGCCCGGCCCUGCCCCUCAAGCCCCACAAACUUGCUUCUCCCUGUAAUCACCUUCCUCGCUCCCUUCUGCCAGUCUCCUGGCUGAUUUCUUGCCGCGGGAGGUGGGCCGAGGGACCGGUCCAGGCCCCAGACGCACCCUCUGGAGCACCCCGGCCCCAGGGCGUGUGGUCAGGGGAGACCAGGGCCUGUGUUUUGUGAACAUCUCCGGCCCUUGGUGGCUGUACAGAAGGGGCUCUUCUCAGCUGAGCUGGGGCCCAGCCCCUCCGCAUUAUUUUCAAUGACUGUAAAUAAUUUUAAAUAAUCUCUGGUCCUUGGAAUAAAGUUCUGUUUUCUGUA